UGCCAGUGGUGCCAGUGUGUGUGUGCUAGUGAGUGCCAGUUCCGAGUGUGUGUGAGUGUGCGGAGUACAUAUGUAAUAGGGCCAUGAAGUUUUAUUGAAAAACGAGGCAGAGACAAGGCGAAAGGCCAUAAGAAUUGGGCCCGCAGCCCCCCGGAAGACCCCGACACGCCCCUUCGCAAGGAGUCGCUGUGUAGCUGUGAAAAAAGCAUGCCCCAUGCAGCAGAACUGUGCCCAUGUGGCUCCGAAUGGGAGGAGUCGCCCAUUUGGUAACGGUAACGUCGUGCAGCUGAAAAAUUCCCAAUCAGAAAUCUGUUGAGCGAAAAUCGAAGAGGGUCGUGUAAAAACCUAUAUGUACAUAUAUGCAAAUGCAAUGCAUAUGCACCUCCAAUAGUCGCGUAUAAAAUAAAGCAGAAAGUACAACAAAUUGCUCAACUUGCUGUGUGCGAAAAAUCGGGCCAAAAUGUGCGAGCGUGAGCGUAAAGUGCGUGGGUGUGUGUGAAAGGUGUAAAAAAUGUACAUUCUGUGAAUUGGCCACAUAAAAAAAGAGGAAAAAGGAAAGGAAAACGAAAACGAAUACGAGUAACGAGUGUAACGACAGACGUUAUAUUCGGAGGCGAUUCGUAGUUCUUGUUUUUGUUGCCACUUCGUUGUUUGCCCGCAAGAGGAAGGCAACAACUUAGGCCCCAAAAUGCCCAGAGAUCUAGACUCCGGCUCCAGUUCCAAGACCGAUUCCAUAACCGAUUCCGUCUCCGCUUCCGGCUCCAACUCCGGCGAUUCCGGGGUUGGCAUUAGCUAUAUUCCCGGGCAACAGCAGCAGCGUCAGCACCUCCACCAGCCUACUUCGCGCCCACCCACGCUGUGAAUCUCCACAAGUCUGACUCAGAUUCAGAUUCAGAUAGAGAUUCAGAUUCAGAUACAGAUUCAGACACAGAUCAAAGAGCAAAGAUCUCCAGCACCUGCAAGCGCCACUGCAAUUAGACGCAUAUUAUCCACAAAUCAAUAUUAAUCACCAAAUCAGCAAAUUGCUGAUAACGUAUACAAGUGGCAAUAACAGAAUAAAUUAAGCCGGAAAAAGGUCGAAAGGCCAAAAGUGAAAUCCAAUCCGGAGUGAAAACCAGUGCAAAAGUCAACAACUUGUGGGAGUCGAGCGCUCGUCCUCGAGUCCUUAAAUCCUGCCAGUGUGCCCAGUGCUUUAAGUGUGCCAAGUGUGCGUCUGCGUGUGCGUGAGCGUGAGCCUGUGAGUGCGUCCGGGUAGCGGAGAAGCCACAACGUCGUCCACAAAACCAUCGACGUCCACAGCCGCCGCCGCCGCUGCUGCUGCUGCCGCCGCUGCAGGAUCGGGAUCGGGACAAGGAUCGGGAGCGGGCGCGGUAUCAGGAACUGCUCCAGGCCACCAGAGGAGCGGCGGACGAAGCGGCCAGCGACGUCGCAGUAGCAGCAGUAAUCCACACGCCGGCACAACGAAAGCGACCAGUGGCAGCGGUGGAGCUGGCAGCGCCGGCGGAGGAGGAGGCGGCGGCGGCGGCAGCGGUGGAGGCGGGGUCAAGCAGAGCGUCAGCCGGAACAGCAACAUCCGGAGCAGCAGCUCCAACAGCACCAUGGCCUCUGCCAACCAUCGCGGUGGCGGCGGACGAGGUGGAGGAGGCGCUGUCGCCGGUGCCGGAGCGGAUGGCAAUGCGAUCGUGGGGCUGCAGAUCGGCUCCGCCUGGUUUCAGCGCAAGAUCAACCUGAGGCCGCAGCACCGCGGCGUCCACCUGGUCACCGAGGAGAUACUCCGACAGAUGCCGGAGCUGGCGCACUUCUCAGUGGGAUUGUGUCACAUGCAAAUUCUUCACACCUCGGCGAGUUUAGCGCUAAACGAAAGCUGGGAUCCAGACGUCAGAGACGACAUGGAGAUGAUGUUGAAUAAAAUAGUUCCCGAAGGUUUGCCCUACAGGCAUUCGUGCGAGGGACCCGACGAUAUGCCCGCGCACGUGAAGGCCUGCUUCCUGGGCAGCUCCCUGACAAUCCCGAUCACCGACGGCAAGCUGUCGCUGGGAACGUGGCAGGGCGUUUGGCUGUGCGAGCACCGCGACCAGGCCGGAUCCCGGAAGCUGGUGAUCACGCUGACCGGAUGUCCGCGCGAACAGGCCCGCAGCCCGCUGUCACCCGUCUCGCCGAUCGCCAGCACGUCCAGUUAGGGGCGGCCUCGCUCCACCCGCGACAGCCGGUAAUCGCGGGGGAGCGACAAUAAUGCCAUCAUUUCGUCGAGGCGGCUGAUACUGCAGAAGAACUUGGCUAAGGCGAACCUGGCGCAGCAGCGGGCGGCAGCGGUGAUUGCCGCCGGUCGGGGGGGCUUGGGCGGUGGUCACCAGGAUGCCCUGGCGCCGCCCAAUAUCCCCGGAGUGGAGACUAAGACCGGCCGCCUGCUGCUCCGCCAGCAGCUGCACCUCAAUCUCAAUCUGAAUGUGCAGGAAACGUUGCGCGAUGGCGUCGAUAUCGAUGAUGUGGACGAGGAUGUCGACGAGGACGAGGACCUAGACCUAGACCUAGACCUAGAAACCGUCACAACAGUGCCUCUUAACAAUGAACAACUUAAUGCUAAGGUCACCACCACAACAUCCAGUUCAUCAGCAGCGAGCAGUGCAUUAGCUAAAUUCAAUCGCAUCAUAGACUCCACUUUGGAGCGACCACCAGUGGCCGUAGACUACUCCGGACUGCCCCAGCUGAGCAGUGCCACACUGCAGCAGCGCUUCAACCUGGCCUAUCCGGAGUUGGUGAACCAACAGCAGCAGCAGCAUCAACAGCAGCAGUUGCAGCUGCAACAGCACCAGCAGCAACAUGAUGCGACCAAGCAGAUCAGCAGCCUCCAGGGGAACCCCCGAUUGGAUCGUGGAACGGACGCCGUUGCCAGCACUCCAUUAACACUUCAAGCACCCAGAACUCCAGCAACGGCGACGGAGGAGCAACUUGAUUCGGGGCAUCCCCAUGACGACGCAGACGUCGUCGACCACGAUGAUCAUCCCCACCACGACGAGGAUAAUCAAACGAAACGAAAUGAUGUGCAUUAUUUGUUGAAACAGUUGAAUAGUUUUAGUGAUAUAGAAGAAAUAGAAAUUGUUGAUAUGAAGCAAAGAGGUCAGCGGCCGCCGAUGGCGUCCAGUUCGUUGGCCACCAUGAUGCCGCCGCCCUCGCCAGCACCGCCGGCCUCGCCAUCCACGCAGUCACAUCGACUGGGUCCGCGGUUCGCCUCCUCCGGCGACAGUUCGCUGGUCCUGCCGCAGCACCAGUUCGACGACUACCUGUUCGAGUCCUGCCACUACCUGGAGACAAACUACUUUGCCGCCACAUACCGCACUGCCAUGGUCGAGAGCAGCUCCCACGAGUUCCGGCCCUCGACCAACAGCAGCUCGAACAGUUUCGAGCUGCACGAGAUGGAGCCGCCCAGUGUCAUCUGCAAGGCGGGCGUGCCGCCUCCACUGGUUGCCAGUCACCCUGGUCACCCUGGUCAUCCUGGUCAUCCGCCGCCGCGGUACCAGUUCGAGUACCAGGCGGAGACCCGGCUGACCACCAGUGGGGUGCAGACGGAGCUCACCGUCGAAUCGCUGGCCAAGAUGAGCAACUGCAGCGGGAGCAGCUCCUCCUCGGCGACGAGGGCACCUCCCUUCUUCCGGUGCUGCUACACGCCCAUCGAUCGCUGGCGGGAGAGGAGGCAGCAGCAGAAGAGCUCCUCCUCCUCCUCGUCCGCCGCACAGCCGCCCAAGAACGUCUGACACUGGGCGUGGCAGUCCACUUGGAGACCCAA
This is a messenger RNA of Drosophila sechellia, 3784 nucleotides long. RefSeq lists its product as uncharacterized. The transcript has 5 exons. NCBI's taxonomy places the organism in Eukaryota, Metazoa, Arthropoda, Insecta, Diptera, Drosophilidae. The record is from RefSeq and is a predicted model, not a curated record.